Messenger RNA from Pedinophyceae sp. YPF-701, 744 nucleotides. Lineage: Eukaryota; Viridiplantae; Chlorophyta; Pedinophyceae. The record is from the annotation of a GenBank genome assembly.
AUGGACGCGCUGCUGCGCGCGAGCCAAGCGAGUGGUCACGAGGGCGCGCCCAACAUCUUCGCCUCCGCGCCGUCCACGCGGGAAAUGUCCGCGGAACUACGCGCCGCUCAGAGCACCGUCGACCUCUUGUCGAGCCAGUUCAUGCGCUCGAUGGAGCAAUGCAAGGACGUGCAGAAACGUCUCGCGGCCGCUGGUCGGAUGUGCAAGGAGCUCGAGCGCAUCAAACCUCGGUGCACCGACGCAGCCGUCCAAGCGAGCCUCGACGCGUCGGGCACGCCGCUGCAGGGCGCCCGCAUCACGGCGUCUGCGCCCUUCCAGUUCGCGCGGGGCACGCGCCGGAUCGACUGGGCGCGGCUGCGCGGCAUCAACGUGGAUGAGGUUGUCGACGGCAUCAACGUCGAGGCGGCGCUGUCGGUGCUCGAGGACGUGGCCUUCGGGGACCUCGCGGGGGAGUCGCCGUUCAACAUGAACGAAGGGAACCUGACGCAGCUGUGCCGCCUCGGCCAGCUGAUCGUGCAGUUUUUGAUCCAUGAGCGGCGGCAGGCGGCGGGGCGGAGGAUGGCGGACGUCCAGCAGCGCGACCUGAUGAUGGCGAUGCUCAGCCGGCUCGACGUGGAGGACCAGCGGAGCAGUGUCCAGGGCCUGCCGGCGCAGAUGGCGCGAAUGGAAGACGAGAUUCGGCGUCUCGGGGCGGAGGACAUGGACGCGCUGGCCGACGAGCUGAGGCGCUCGCACGCGCUGUAG